UAUUAAUGGAUAAAGAUAUUUUAUGAAAAAAAAGGGAAAGAAAAAAAAAGAAGAAUCAUCUAUAAAAAAAUUAAAUAAAUAAAUAAAGAAGAAAAGCAAUGUAUCUCAAACUUCUCAGCCGUAUAUCUAGGACACUCACUCCGUGCGCCAUAGUUCUACCAAUCAGGAGCCUCUCGUUCUUUCUCUCUUGCAUUUUUUGCAAGAAUCCAAGACCCCAACCCCAGCCCCAGCCCAGCCCUAACCGGGUAAGAGUUGGAUAAAAAUAGUAGUUCCACAUUGCUCCACUCAUGGAUCUCCAAAAUCAAUCUCAUUGCUCCAUCUGCAUGACAAAAGAUAGUUGCCCAACAGUACGCUCCCAGACAAAGCUAAUGAAUAUUCUAAUAGACAGAAGAAAUCCCCAGGCAGUUCAGUCUAUUUUUGACAGUUUGAUUGAAGGAGGCCACAAACCAUCCUUGAUAACAUACACAAUUCUCUUGGCUGCCUUGACCAUCCAGAAGAACUUCAGUUCCAUACAUUCUAUCAUCUCUCAGGUGGAAGAAAAUGGACUGAAGCCUGAUUUAAUUUUUUUCAAAGCUGUUAUAAAAGCUUUCUCUAAAUGUGGAAAUAUAGAAGAAGCGAUGGAAACUUUCUGGAAGAUGAGGGAGAGUGGUUUGAAACCCACUACUAGCAUUUAUAUCUCGCUAAUCAGAGGGUAUGCGACUGCUGGUAAGCCUGAAGAAUCUCUUAGACUGAUAGAUCUGAUGUCCCUGGAGAGGAAUGUCAAACCUGAUCUCAGGACCUAUAAUUUUCUUGUCAGAGCUUGGUGCAAAAAAAAGAACAAGGCAGAGGCUUGGAAUGUGGUCAAUAAGAUGAUUGCCUCUGGCAUGCAACCAGAAGCGUUUACCUACAAUGCCAUAGCAACUGCUUAUUCACAGAAUGAAGAGACUGAUCAGGCUGAAGGCAUGAUUUUAGAGAUGCAGAAAAAUGGUGUGCAGCCUAAUGAGUUUACUUGUAGCAUCGUUGUCAGCGGGUAUCAUAAAGAAGGUAGGACCAAGGAGGCCUUGAGGUUUGUGUAUAGGAUGAAGGAUCUUGGGAUUUGUCCUAAUCUUGUGAUGUUUAACUCACUGAUCAAAGGUUUUGUUGACACCAUGGACAGAGAUGGGGUUAAUGAGGUACUUUCUUUGAUGGAAGAAUUUAGGGUCAAACCUGAUGUUAUAACCUUUAGCACCAUUAUGAAUGCAUGGAGUUCAGCAGGAUUUAUGGGUAAAUGCAGGGAAAUCUUUGAUGACAUGGUGAAAGCAGGUAUACAGCCUGACAUUUAUACCUACAGCAUUCUUGCAAAAGGUUAUGUGCGAGCUCAAGAACCAGAGAAAGCUGAAGAACUUUUAACAAUCGUGAUUAAAUCAGGAUCCCACCCAAAUGAUGUAAUCUUUACAACAGUAAUCAAUGGUUGGUGUAGAGCUGGCAGAAUGGAUUAUGCAAUCAAGAUUUUUGAUCAAAUGUGUGAAUAUGGAGUAUCUCCCAACUUGAAGACCUUUGAGGCCUUAAUUCGGGGAUAUAGUGAAGCCAAACAGCCAUGGAAAGCAGAAGAACUUCUCCAAGUAAUGGAAGAAUACGAGGUUCACCCUGAGAAAUCCACCAUCUUCCUCGUAGCUGAAGCUUGGCAUGCCACUGGAUUGACAAAAGAGGCAUAUAGAAUUCUGGGGACUGUUCAUAGUAAGGAACAGGAAACGGAGACAACAAAAGACAUACCAAUUGGAAGUUUAAAGAAACCAUAUAACAAGCAAACUACAACUGCCUUUAAUUCCAAUCUUUUACAGAUACCAAGUGUAGUAACAGGUGAUGAAAAGUGGUCAGCUCUUUCUCUUAAAAAAGGUCGCAUGGUGCAGAGAGAUGCCCAUUUGGAUUGCUCACGGUUUACUACUAAAUCAAUGCGCCUUCCACUUGGUUGUAAAUUUGGAGCAAGGGGUCCAAUUGUUUGCCGGAAGCAAUGUCAAGGGCAGCUCGGAAUUUAUGGCCAGCUUACACAUUCGUGUAAAGUAGUUUUUCUUAACUAGGAGAAAAACAAAGGUUAUGAGCUUUUGGUGUAAUUUAAUUUCUAAAGAAACAGAAAUUGUCAUGAAAAUACUAUAGAUAGUAAAUAGAGCUCUGCCACAUAGAACUCCUUUAUUAUUAUUAUUUUUUGGCUUGCUGAGAAAUGCAAGUAUGGUUCUUUGCAUCUGUUUACGAUCUCAUUU
Molecule: messenger RNA, 2216 nt
Organism: Durio zibethinus
Lineage: Eukaryota; Viridiplantae; Streptophyta; Magnoliopsida; Malvales; Malvaceae
Product: Tetratricopeptide repeat (TPR)-like superfamily protein
Molecular function (GO): protein binding
Source: RefSeq, a predicted model, not a curated record